Molecule: messenger RNA, 2379 nt
Organism: Colletotrichum karsti
Lineage: Eukaryota; Fungi; Ascomycota; Sordariomycetes; Glomerellales; Glomerellaceae
Product: major facilitator superfamily transporter
Exons: 5
Coding region: 1-2379 (792 amino acids)
Biological process (GO): transmembrane transport
Molecular function (GO): transmembrane transporter activity
Source: RefSeq, a predicted model, not a curated record
AUGGAACACCCUAACGUCACCAAGAGAACGUCGAAAUCACCGGCUACAGGAAACGCCGAAGCAGCUGCCAUCCACGCUACGUGUGAUCCUAGUAAGCUUGGUGACAUCGAAAACGGGCCGGGCGACAAUAGACAUGGCAUCGAUACCCGUGCUAUCCACGUCGGAGUCGACGCUUCAUACGAGAAGAAGGUUGCCAUCAUGAACGAAGCACUCAUCGACAUAGGUAUGGGGUCAUUCCAGUGGAAAGUCUUCGCCAUGACCGGUUUCGGCUGGUUCCAGUUCUGGAUGCAAGCCAUCACAAUCAUCAGCGCCCCAGUCCGCAACGAGUUCGCAGUCGAGCGCAUCGCCUUUCUCACAGUAGCCAAGUACGUCGGCCUCGUAAUCGGCGCGACCGCCUGGCCCAUGACGGCAGACUUCAUCGGCAGGAAGCUCGCUUUCAACGUCACGCUCCUCAUCUCAUCGAUCUCCGGUCUGGUCGGGGCAGGCGCCCCAAACUUCGUCGCCAUCGCGACCUUUUGCGCCUUCAUUGGACUGGGCACGGGCGGGAACCAGCCGGUCGACAGCGCCAUCUUCCUUGAAUUCAUCCCAGCGACGCACCAGUACCUCCUGACGAUGCAGUCUGCGUUUUGGUCGCUGGGCCAAGCCGUCGCCGCGCUCAUCGCCUGGCCCCUGAUCGCGAACUUCUCCUGUCCGUCGGGUUCGCCGGCUGGACAGUGCCGGUACGAGGAUAACCUCGGAUGGAGAUACACCUACUGGGCUUUUGGCGGACUGACUCUGGUUAUGUACCUGUUGCGUCUCUGUUUCCGGGUUUAUGAGACGCCCAAGUACCUCCUUGGAAGGGGGCUCGACAGAGAGGCGGUCGAAGUGGUUCAGAAGAUUGCUGCGAGGAACGGGGGUUCGACUUGGCUCAGUCUCGAACAUUUCCAAACCAUCGACGCCGAGUUACAAGUAGGGAACGAUGAUACCUCCCGAAGCGCACCAACCAUCGACAAUCGGGGUGUGCUGCGGCGACAUCUGGAGACCUUCAAGCCUGAGAAGAUUCUAACCCUCUUCUCGACACCGCGGUCUGCGCUCUCGACCACUCUUGUCUUAUUCCUAUGGUGCUCCAUCGGCAUGGCGUUUCCGCUGUACAACUCAUUUAUUCCUAUCUUUCUGGAGAACAAGGGGGCGAGCCAGGGCGACUCCUCGCUGUCGACCACGUACCGCAACUACGCGAUCCAAGCCGUGUGCGGUAUCCCGGCGUCGAUCCUCGGCGGUUUCAUGGUCGACAUGAGACGCAUCGGUCGGAAAGGCACCGGGACGUUCGCCUGCCUCGGAACAGGAGUAUUCUUGUUUCUCUUCACGAAAGCGACCACACCGGCUGGGGUCACGGGCUUCACAUGCGCCAUCGCCUUCUUCCAGAACCUCGUCUACGGGCUUCUCUACUCGUAUACCCCAGAGCUAUUUCCUGCGCCGGUUCGAGGUUCCGCGAAUGGCCUUGUGGCUUUGUUCAAUCGCAUGAGCGGGCUGAUGGCGCCCAUCAUUGCGGCUAACGGGGCUGACAGAACCUCGCUCGAGGAUUUCGCCUACAACCAACAUGAACUCGUCUCGCUCAUCAAGAGAUACUACGAGCUCCUCGUGGAGAUGGCAUACUUCGAGACAGAAGAUGUCCGUUGGCCUCACGAGCCAGCAGGGUGGUCCGAUUCUGAACUCGACGUGGACUCGCUUCGCUUGCUGGGUCGCAACGAGACGGUGAUCGACUUGCUACGACAUCUCCCGUAUCCACGCGAAGACCGCACCGAGAUUCACAGCUGGGCCAUGGCUAUAUCCUAUUUACGCGAGCACUGGCGACCCGAGGAGUACGGUCAGCCCGGAUGGCACCAGAAGGACCUAUGCAUGCUCGGAUUGGCUCCCUACGAUGGGCAUACGCCCCCGAAUUUCAUUUGUCUCACGCAGGACGGGUCGACGGUAGGCAUCUGGUGGGUUAUCGAUACACAGCGAGGAUGCAUCUACCCACACGGAGGUUCUUACAUGCUAUUCGGAGACGAGCCUCCCGAGGCAGAGGAGCAAUGGUGGCUUCAUGCGAAAGCUGUGACAUUUGCCGAAUUCUUCAACAAAGUCAUCAACGACUUGUCGUCAUUGGAACUCGUCCCUCUGCCAGCAACCGAAAAUCACCCAGCAGGGGUCGCCAAUCAUCAGAGGGAGGAUGCACAAGCUAUGAGAGAUUUGUACAGAGAGUAUGGUUGGCCGCACGCUUUUCGCAGAGAAGAGUUUCGUCAAGCUGCAGUUCCCGCUCGUCUGACUGCUUUACGCGAGAUGUUUCCCCACUCGGACUCGGAGAUGGACCCGGCUGAGAUAGAGGCACUGGAGAAUGAGGCUCGCGAAUCCGGACACCAGUGA